CAUCAGAUCAUAGGACAACGUUUGACCAUGCUGACCUUUACUUUUCAUAUCCUGUUGAUGGUGAUGUCCCUCCCCAUCGUCAUGGCGAUGCCGGAGCCCACCUGGCAGCCCCCCCUCACUGCUCCUCCAUCACCACCCACCCCACCUGUGAAUGACCCCGGACGCAGCUUUCACUCAAUUGGAGACAACAUGACGGAGCCGCCGACCCGGGACCUGGAGACCUUCUGCCAGAUGCUGCAACAGAACCCAGACCCCGUCCCCCCAGACCAGAUCCCCUGGUUCUGUCUCUGCACACACUGCCAGAGCACCCAGGGGCCUAAAGGGGACAAAGGAGACCGGGGGCUGCCAGGUCGUCCAGGUAGUCCUGGAAGUCGGGGGUUGAUAGGGUUCAGAGGUCCCCCAGGUUUUGUGGGCAGACCAGGGGUCAAAGGGCAGAAAGGAGACGAGGGGGAGAAGGGACAACAAGGACCCCAGGGACUAGUGGGACCCGAAGGAGACCGAGGCUUCAAAGGUGACAAAGGUGAUCAAGGUCUGGAGGGUCUCCCCGGGGAUCAGGGUCCUAAAGGAGAUGAUGGAGUCUGUCCAGAGACCUGUGAGUCCAGCCUUGGGCCCCCGGGAACCGCAGGUCUACCUGGCCCCGCAGGACCUAGAGGUCUGCCUGGUACUCCGGGGCUGCUGGGGCCCAAAGGCACUAAAGCUGAUGUGGGUGAUCUGGGUCCCCCUGGUGCCCCUGGACUUGUGGGUGAGAAGGGAGAACUGGGGCCCCAGGGGGAGUGCAACUGUACAGACGGAGAAGACGGGAGUCCAGGGCAGAGGGGGGACAAGGGAGACAAAGGGGGGCAAGGACAGAUAGGGCCUGAAGGGCAAAUGGGACCACAGGGGGAUCAGGGAGACCCAGGGUCCAUUGGGAUGAUGGGUCCUCCUGGUCCCUGCAUGACAAGUAUCCAAUCGGCCUUUUCUGCAGGGCUGACAUCCAGCUACCCCCCACCCAACACCCCCGUGGUCUUCUCCCAAAUUCUCUACAAUGUCCAGGGGAAUUACGACCCGACGACCGGAAUCUACAUCGCCCCCAUAAACGGCACUUACGUCCUCAGCUACCACCUCACCGUCCAUGAGCGUGUCCUCAAGGUCGGCCUCUUUCUUAAUUUCAUACCAGUUGUUAAAACAACUGACCCCAAAAUGUUAGGGACCACCUCACAUUCCAUCAUCCUCCACCUGGCCCGGGGGGACAUGGUGUGGCUUCAGGUGAAGGAUGUGGUCACUAACGGCAUGUAUGCUGGUGCUGAGACCAAAAGCACCUUCUCUGGCUUCCUGCUCCACCCAGACACAUGUGACGUGGCCCUACUCAGGGGCCCCAUGGCCCCAGUCACCCCACCUGAGGGUGAAUACACCUGGGGCGACAUAUCUAACAGCAACACUGCUUCACCUGCUGUGGGAGGAUCCAACUAAUCAAUAAACGACCUUCCGUCUCCUGUGGCAGGUCACCAUUACAAACACAACCAAUCAAACAACAGAUGCACAAGUAGAUCAGCUCAGACCAAUCCAGACAAACUCAGAAGAUCAUUUAUAAAACCAACCAACAGAAUCCAUCCCUGCAUCAGAGGACGCAUGUGUUCUGAAGGUCCGAGCACCGGUCCCGUCCUGAACGUCCACAUCAGAGACAAUUGGUCUUCCUCGUUUGAUUGUAGAAUGUAAAACAGAAACCAUCUGACAGUGACGACCUGAGACACUGUCAAUCAAUCACAGUGACCUGUCAAUCAUGUAGUCUCUCAUUAAACCAAGACACAAAGUGAGGCGAAGUUUGAGACCUGGUGGUUCUGACCCUGAACCAUGUGACUCAAUCGUUUGUCUUUCUACUGUUUGAAUCUGUUACUUUAUUUGAGACAGUUGCUGCAUUUUUGUUUGUUUACUUUUUGUUGCUGUUCAAUCCCUCUGUUGUAACAACGUCCUGAAUCUGGUUCAUCUGUAAACUGCUGAGAAACAUCAUGAGCAGGAUGUUAACAGGCAGUGAGUUGCUGAUGAUCCACACUGAUUCAUCACCUGUCUCCAGUGGGCGGAGCCUCUUCAGGUCUCUGUCUGAGUCCCCGAUGAGUCAAUCAGACCACACCUGAACCACAUCGGGUCAUGUGAAUAUUUACCACAGAGUAAGGGUUUGUUUGUGUUUUUAAGCUUCAAUGUAGAAAAUAAAACCAGCAGAUUAUUGA
Messenger RNA from Scophthalmus maximus (turbot), 2204 nucleotides. RefSeq names its product inner ear-specific collagen. Bases 28 to 1449 code for a protein of 473 amino acids. NCBI's taxonomy places the organism in Eukaryota, Metazoa, Chordata, Actinopteri, Pleuronectiformes, Scophthalmidae. The record is from RefSeq and is a predicted model, not a curated record. The transcript has 5 exons. Gene Ontology annotation, molecular function: protein binding.